Messenger RNA from Drosophila novamexicana, 992 nucleotides. Its product is annotated as probable aquaporin NIP-type. Gene Ontology annotation, molecular function: water channel activity. Gene Ontology annotation, biological process: transmembrane transport. The transcript has 2 exons. NCBI's taxonomy places the organism in Eukaryota, Metazoa, Arthropoda, Insecta, Diptera, Drosophilidae. The record is from RefSeq and is a predicted model, not a curated record. Bases 98 to 775 code for a protein of 225 amino acids. Gene Ontology annotation, cellular component: plasma membrane.
AACAAAUAGUUAAAUUCAAGUAUUAUUUCAAACCGGAGCACAAUAUUUCCUAAUAGAAUAACUUUUUUUGUCACGUGUCACGGUAAAAAUUUAAAUCAUGGGAAAUUUUAAGUGGGACAUGGAGCUUCUCAAGAAAGUGUUUGCUGAAUUUACUGGAACCGCGAUGGUUCUAGCACUUGGAUGCACAGUUGACGGCACGCCGGAUGCGAUGAAAUCGCUCGUCUGGGGCCUCAUUUACUUGGCGGCUAUUCACAUAUUCGCCUUCAUGAGCGGCGCCCAUCUGAAUCCAGCUGUGAGUGCCGCUGCCACAAUUGUCGGCGUCAUGGAAUGGCAAUUGAUGCUCUGCUAUAUGCUUGCCCAAUUACUGGGAGCUUUCUGUGGCGCUGGAAUGGCAUUUGGUGCACAGCCAAAUGGUGCCAAACAGUUCUGUGCGACUGUGCCCAUCUUGAAGGAUUACUUGUAUCUGGUGGUUGAGCUUCUUGCAAUGAUGCUCUUGAUGUUUGCCUAUUGCGCGAUCUGGGAUAAGCGCAGUGAUAAUGCAUACGACACGAUGUCUCUACGCAUUGGAUUCACAAUCGCAGCCUUGUCCUUUGCAACGAUCAAUUUGGGCGGAUGCAGUCUGAACUUCUUUCGCAGCCUAGCUCCAGCUUGCAUAAGUCAACAGUUUAAUGGCUUGUGGGUUUACUUUGUUGCCCAUUUGUUGGCCGCCGUAUUGGUGCCCGUGCUUUGGCGUUUCCUCAUCGCAGAGGAGAAGCCUGAGCCCGCUGACGGAUAAUGUGUCGUCACAAGAAUAUAUGCAAAACAAUAAGACAAAGUCGGGUGUAUAUAACUAGAUAUAUAUGCGUAUAUAUAUUUAUAUACAUAUAUAUACAUGGUUUGGCGUAAACGUGAAAUCUAUAUGAAUACAACAAUUUUUCAAAUUUAUUGUAUAUUUACAUGUAUUUUAUACUGUGCUCGAUGUAUACAAACUUAUACAAAAUGUUGCAUAUAAG